AUGAGCGGCAUCAAGUCCGGCGGGCUGCCGAAAGCCAGCCAAGGUGGCUUUCCCCCCGGCAUUGCACCGAACAAUCAGUCCCUACUUUUGGACAAACUGAAUGUACGAAGAUCAACACCUGACUCUGAAGCGCUUGCCAGCUCAGACGACGAACCCGAACACCGCCAGGAAGCUUCUAAUACGCCCAUUCAGCAGCAGAAGCCCGUACGCCGCGCAUCCUGGUUGAACGACACUUCACAGCCAAGCAUUCCACAGGCUAGAAAAUCGUCCUUUGCAAGCAGCACCAUGUCUCCCACGGCUUCGCACCCAAGCACUCCGGCAGCUGAGACCAGCUCCAACACUUGGGGCACACAUCCGACGCAUACGGGUGCUAUGGGCCGCUCUCACCAAGCACCUUCUACCUUCGCUUGGGGUACUGGAAUCUGGAAUACCGAGCGAUCCAAAGAGCCUCCCUCCAGACUGACAGAGGUCCUGCAUUCGCCAACCUCGAUUGCACCUCCCGGUCUAAGCACCUCUGGCUCAUUUGGUGGAGAGGGCUCGUUCAUGCAAACAUCCCCAGGACCCAGGGAUGUCGGUCCAAACCCCCAAAUCCCCUUUGCCAUUCCGCUGCACCCCACACCCAAGACUUAUCGCUCCCAGUCGUACUCAGUUGGGCAGCUCGAGCCCGAUGCACCCAACCAGGGCUUACCACCGCCAGCCCCUCCAGCUAGCCGAGGCCGUCCAAUUGGUCCUUCAGGACUCCAGCACCGUCCUUCGCGACCAAGCAUGCUCAGUGAAAUGUCCAACGACGGAAUGCUGGGCAAGGUUCACGAAGUUGAUGAUGACGAUAAUCAGAGCUCCCACAGCUCGGGACAUGGCGCCCAGGCUCAGCAGACAGACCAGUCAAAGACUAUUGAGAUGUUGGCGCGCGAGAAUGCAAUGUUGCGACAGCAGCAGUAUCAAAACUCCCGCCUCCGCCCUCGAGCAUCAACCUCCUCCUAUGGUAUUGGAAAUGGCUACAAUAUGCGCGAUCCCGUGCCUGAGGAAUCAUCUGAUUAUGCCGUUGAUGAACUGGACGAGACUGGCAAUGGACAUGAGGCAACAGCCAAACGUGCCGCCCUGGGAAGACGUAUGAGCGAGUUUGGUGCAGGCGGUUUUGACCGUUCACCUCUACUGUAUCCUGUCGAGAACAGAAAGCUGGAGAAUGUUAAGAAGGCUUUUUGGACCAGUUCUCUGGGUUUCGGUGGCCUUGGCGAUAUUCCUCAGAGUCGACGACACUCCUUUGCAGACGUGCCUACUCGACAGGGCUCAAUCACUUCGAUCGGUGGUGAUGCGGCACCUUUGCAAGAGGUCAACUCACCCGAGACGGCACACCCGCAGGAUUUCAACGGCUACAGCGACAAUGUCGGCUUUGGCGUAAACAAUCACCUGUCUUACUUUACUGGCGGAGGCAGCAUUGGAGGCCCCCAUCAAGCAAUCGCUUCGUCCGCGUACGCUAAUCCCUACGCGUCGUACGGAAUUCCACCUGCCUUGGCUAAUCGCCCUCCGUCGCCGCACCGAGGCAUGUACGGCAUGGGCCAACCCCGCCACAACCAAUUGCUCCAUAUUGUUCUCUUCAAGUGUUCACGUGCAGACGUGUUCUAUAUCCAGGAGGGUACCGGUCUCACCGUCAAGCCUGGUGAUCUGGUCAUUGUCGAGGCUGACCGCGGUACCGAUCUCGGAACUGUCGACAAGAGCAAUGUCGAUUGGCAGACUGCAAAGGAAAUGAAAGAGCACUACGCUGAAGAGCAUUACAAGUGGCUCAUGAUGUACUCUCAAAACGCUGCGGCCGCCCAAGAAGGCUCUGGCGCUGGUUUGAUGGCAGCGGCCAACGGAUUGCAGGGCGGCGCCAUUGGAGGAAUGGGACCUCCAAGCCAGCAUCACCUACCGGAGCCCAAUGCCGGCGAGCUCAAGCCCAAGCUUAUCAAGCGGCUUGCCCAGCAACACGAGAUCCUGGGUCUCAGGGAUAAAGAGGGUAAUGAGGCCAAGGCUAAACGCGUCUGCAUGCAAAAGGUCAAGGAACACGGACUCAGCAUGGAGAUUCUGGACGCCGAAUUCCAAAUGGACUGGAAGAAAUUGACAUUUUACUAUUUCGCUGACGCUUACAUCAAUUUCAAUUCACUGGUCACUGAUCUUUUCAAGAUAUACAAGACCAGGAUCUGGAUGUCCGCCAUCAACCCGGCAUCCUUCGCCAGCCCAACUCUGGGCCUGCAAGCUCCAAGUGGCAUCGGACCCGGCGCCGUUGGCAUUGGACUAAGAGGCUCAAAUAAUGCAGCAGGCGGCACGGAAAGACGCCAAAACCAGCCUCAGGAUACUCAGUCUCCUUUUGGCGGCGCGGGUUCUGCCGUCGGUCGAUCGUUCCAACCUACUUUUGGACAGGGAUUCGGUGGCGAUCGCUCUGUUGUUUCUAGCAGCGCAUACCCGUCAAGUGGAUUUCCGCCAUCCGCUUACGGCGCAUUCGGCCUUGGCCCCCGCGCAGGUGGUGUGCCGUAUGUCACGGGCAUGAUUCCCGGUGUUGAAAGCUAUGGAGGUGGUUUCUCUCAGGGCACAGACUUUCGAGGCCGAUUCCCUAGCCCACACGAUACAUCUGCCUCAUCAGACUCCAACGUUCCGGCUAUAGCCGGUCAACACGACUGGGCGGGAGCAUUUCAGAGCCUGUCCCUGAAUUCCCGUUAA
Messenger RNA from Pestalotiopsis fici W106-1, 2694 nucleotides. RefSeq lists its product as uncharacterized. Gene Ontology annotation, cellular component: cytoplasm. The coding region runs from base 1 to 2694 and encodes 897 amino acids. The record is from RefSeq and is a predicted model, not a curated record. The transcript has 3 exons. Lineage: Eukaryota; Fungi; Ascomycota; Sordariomycetes; Amphisphaeriales; Sporocadaceae.